AUGGGUUAUUUACUAAAGCACCCAGCUACGAAAGCGCUCUGCAUUUCGAAGAUACUUAAUUCCAAGCGUAUGCUGGCAGAUCAUAUAGAGGCGCUUGAAAUAUGUCUCAAACUGCAACAUGACAUAAAUAUCGGCCAGAAAUCGGUGCUGCCCCGCAAAGCCGUUUGUGCUGGAGCUAUUCUAAUCCUAGCGGGGUAUCUGCUAACAAUAUUAUUUCUUAGGUUCUCGCCUGCUUUUAAAACAAAACAGUGGCAGAUGGUAGUUUCUGCCGCCAGCGCUUUACUGUUCGGUGUUAUCGCGACUGGGGAUAUCAUUCACUACAGAGCUCUGGCUAAAAUUACAAGUCUCAUCCAGUCGAUCGAAACGUAUGACCACACAAUGAAGAAGAUGCUGAUGUUGUCGUACGAAAUGAUAUUUGGGAAUCAAACUUUAUUCAUUGCUAAUGUAAGUGUAAGCGAGAAGUUAAUGCUUCAGAUGUGUACCGGAAACUGCAUCAAGGCCAUCUACGACAUUUAUGGCUUUGUCACAGUAUUAGAAAAGAAAACGAAGCUACGCGAGGAGUACUACCAAUUUUACGACCCACUGGAGACGCUCGAAAGCUGUAACAUAUUUAAACAAGAAAUACCCAAUCUUAGCAUGGCAAAGGAGUUGUACAACAUAUUUCUGUACAUGCAAUCUCAUUGCCUGCUGCGUCUGUCGCUUGCAAUUGUGAGCGAUGCAAAGAUGGGCGAUGUAAAGGUCGAAACCAAUCGGCUCAUCAGUUGUCUCACUAGUCACACCGAUGAGCUAAUAAAGCAAAUGGCACUGACCCGAAUAUCCCAUCAAGGUGACGUCCUGCCUGCUGCAAAUGUGAAGGAUACCAGCUUGAAGCAGCUGUUGGCAGUAAAACAUCAGUCGGUUGAACUAUCGGUAAAGCUAACGGCGAAUGUUCAACAAAUGAUACUAGUAGAUGAAAACAUCCAACGCCUCGUCACCCCGGAAACGUGGCAGGGACGUUCGCAGCUUCAACAUACAGCAAGAAAUCUAGCCACUGUUCAGUCUUAUUUCCUUACACGGAUGGAAGAAUGUGAACGUUUGCUGAUUAUGGUGAAAAAGUUGCUCAACCAAUCUGAAAAUGCCAAGCAGAACGAACCAGAGCCGGAGAAGGAACCCGCUCAAGAACGUGCGUUUGAAGAACCGCAUUCCGAAGCACAAAAUUCAGCCCACGAGCCGAAGGAUGAGUUUUUCAUCAACACCGGAGCUGAGGGCGAAGAAGAAGCGCACGAUUCCGCCGCUGCGCUGCAAGUGGAGGAAGAUGAAAUUUCGAAACGGUUAAUGAAGAAGCAAUUUAAACCUAUUUUGCAACAACUGCGUGAACGGCUCGUACCGGUAGAGGAGUCGUUUAAGGAGCGCGAACGAGUUGCGCUGGAACUGAAGGGGAUUAAAUUGCAGGACGAGGAAGAAUCUCACGGUGGGUUGAAUGUAACCAGCAAGCAGGACACACUCGACACGGACGAUGAAUCGGACUGGGAAGAAAUGGAGGCGAUAUCUAAGAGCAAAAACCAAAACAAGUACAAAGCUGAUCGUGAUUUUCUAGCUGGUAAGCAACAGAUCUCUCUACUAGCCUCUCUUCCCAAGGGGGUGCAGAUGGAUGAAACCAUCCUAGAAUAA
This is a messenger RNA of Anopheles marshallii, 1650 nucleotides long. RefSeq lists its product as uncharacterized. The record is from RefSeq and is a predicted model, not a curated record. Lineage: Eukaryota; Metazoa; Arthropoda; Insecta; Diptera; Culicidae. Bases 1 to 1650 code for a protein of 549 amino acids. The transcript is spliced from 4 exons.